GUUUGCAGUGAGCCGAUCGCACCACUGCCCUCCAGCCUGGGUGAUAGAGUGAGACUCCGUCUCAAAAAAAAAAAAAAUGUGAAGAAAACAUAAGUGGUCAAGACAAGAAUGAUCAAACAAGUGUGUGAGGCUCUAAAUGGAGUCAAGGUGGUGAUAGAGCAAGGGCACACCUAUUCUCAGGCAGCGUGUUGGUGGAAGGGGGUUGUCAUACAAGGCUCAUCUGCUUUCCUGGUUCCUCUCACUCCCAGGGUGGCAACCAACUACAUAUGAGGACCAGUGCCAUUUUGGGGCACCAGAGCUUGUAACCUUUUCAUCUCUACCCAGCUGGGGCCAGGAACCACUCUCAGCACCCACCUCAGCAGCCGACAUCAUUAGGCAGAAUUGGGAACCUGGAAGCACUCUGGAGAACCUUUUUCUGAGACAUGGAGCUUUGGGGCCGAAUGCUAUGGCCCCUCCUGUCUGGCCCAGGGAGGAGGGGAGGUAUCCGGGGCUGGGCCUUCAGCUCAUGGCAACCCCAUCCACCUCUGGCUGGGUUAUCCAGUGCCACAGAACUGGUCAACCACUGGACAAGGGUCUUUGAGAAGAAAGGUGUCCCUGAGGCCCGGGAAUCCAGUGAGUACAUCGUGGCUCAUGUCCUUGGAGCCAAAACAUUUCAGAGCCUGAGGCCAGCACUUCGGACCCAGCACUUGACCUCUCAGCAACUACAGUAUAUCCAGGAGCUGAGUAGCCGUCGACUACAGAGGAUGCCCGUGCAGUACAUCCUUGGAGAGUGGGACUUUCAGGGGCUCAGCCUGAAGAUGGUGCCCCCCGUGUUUAUUCCUCGGCCAGAAACAGAGGAACUGGUUGAAUGGGUGCUGGAAGAGGUGGCCCAGAGGUCCCAUGCUGUGGGAUCCCCAGGCAGCCCCCUCAUUCUGGAGGUGGGCUGUGGAUCGGGAGCCAUUUCCCUCAGCCUGCUGAGCCAGCUCCCCCAGAGCCGAGUCAUUGCUGUGGAUAAGGGAGAAGCCGCCAUCUCUCUGACCCGUGAGAAUGCUCAGAGGCUUUGGUUGCAGGACAGGAUUUGGAUCAUCCACCUUGACGUGACCUCAGGAGUAUCUUCUUGGAAGUGGACCCGAGGCACCCGGAGCUUGUCAGCAGCUGGCUUCAGAGCCAGCCUGAGCUGUACCUUAAUCUUGUGGCUGUGCGCAAGGACUUCUGUGGGAGGCCCCGGUUCCUGCAUAUCCGGAGGUCUGGGCCAUAGCAUGGCUUCCCUGUGGAUGCCUUGUCAGUGCCCCCAGCCUGACCAGAGGGAGGUGGAUGGCACUUUCCAGAACCCAGGGAGAGAAAGACAUGAGGACCUGGCCUUCUGCCCAACCCAGGCAGCUGUUCAAGUUGGACGAUGGCUGGUUCAAAGACUCAGGUGCACCUGAUCCGUGUGCGGCAGCCACGACAGAACAGGCUGUCCUUGGCGGCCGUAGGGGCAGGCGCCAGGUUUCCUGGAGCUCUUGGCUUCAGCCAGCCCCCAGCAAGAGUGCCGGCUAGGACAGCAACCUGAUCUCCCCCUCAUGACCUUCCGCCCUGGACAAGCCCCCUGAAACUGGCUUUGGGACUGUCAAAGCAAAUCAACCCCUGCUCUGGUAGGCCGAACAAUGACUCCCCGCCCCCCGCCCCCAAAAAUGGCAGUGUCUUAAUCACCUAAACCGAAAUGUGACUGUUACCUUCGCAUAGCAAAAUGGAAUUUGCAGUUGUGAUUAAGGAUCUUGAGAUAGAAAGAGUAUCCUGGAUUUUUCAGGUAAACUGAGUAAAACCACAAGGGCCUCUGUAAAGAAGGAGGCAGGAGUGUCAGAGUGAUGGAAGAAAAUGUAACAAUAGAAGCAAAGGUCAGAGUGAUGCAAUUGCUGGAGGAAGAGCCAUGAGCCAAGGAAUGCAGACAGCCUCUUCUCCCCUGGGGCCUCAGGAAGAAUGCAGUCCUGCCAACGCCUUGAUUUUAAUUUGAAACCGAUUUCAGAUUGCUGACCUCCAGAAUAGUAAGAUGAUAAAUUUGUGUUGUUUGUUGUUUUCAGCCACUAAAUGUGUGACAAUUUGUUACAGCAGCCAGGGGAAUCGAAUGCAGAUUGUGGUGCCUAAAGUAGAGUGCUGCUGUAACACGUGCCUACAAAUCGAAGUGGCUUUGGAAUUGCAUUAUGGAAAUGAGCAGAGGCUGGAAGAAUUUUGAGGAUCAUGAUAAAUUGCCUUAACCACAUCUCUUCUGUUAGGUGAUGUGGCCAGGGGAACGCUUCCGCAACCUUCAGGCCUAAACUGCCCAGGCACCCUUUUUAAACUCAUAUUUGGGGACAGGUGGCCCUUUCCCAGAGUGAGAAGACUGGAAGACUGACCAGUAUGGACCCCAGAAGGGAGUGGCUGAGGAAUGGGACUGGGAUGUGAGGAGAGAGUGCAAGCCUGGCCUCCAUGAUCCAUCUCCAGAGACUGGGUCCAGAGAGGACCUCGGAGACUGGGACCAAGCCUGUUCCUGCUCUUCUGUGGAGCUAUGUGACUGGCCCAGGACCCCUUGGGUGUGUGAGGAUGGGUAGGGGCCCUGUACUCUCUGGGUUGCAGGUACUGCAUCUGUGAAAUGAGCACAGCAGCCCCUGACUUUGAGCUGAUGGGCCUGGCCCCUCCAUGUAAGCCAUAGGCCUGAGCAAAGCUGUGUCACCAUUCUGUUCCUAUGGUGGAAUGGGGCCAUCUCUCGGGUUUUCAACCUCCUGGUCCCCAAAACUGAAGUGUCCAACUGGUGCCCUCAGCCCUGUCCCUGUCCAGGCUGGGACUAGGACCUCCCUCUCCAGGGGUACUAAGGGACUCUGGAGACACCAUCGCACCUGGCAAAGGCUUGGGGCUCCUAAAGCCAGCCCUAACCCAGGAGCCACAUGAAGAGCUACUGGGAGGCCAGACAUGGGCCUCAUGCUGGUUUUCAGAACUGAGAAGCUAGGAGACAGACAGCAUGGACACCUGGGUUCAAGCUUGGCCCAAAUCACCUGAAUACACUUUGGAUGAAGCCAGGAGGGCCUGUUUAUACUGGAAUGAGUGGAUCAUGGCAAGACUUACGUUCAAUCCCUGAUCUUUUUUCCCGGAGAGGGACAGGGCUUACUUGAAGUAACAAAGCACUUGACUCCUGA
This is a messenger RNA of Cebus imitator (Panamanian white-faced capuchin), 3128 nucleotides long. It is a transcript of the gene HEMK1, whose product is annotated as HemK methyltransferase family member 1. Bases 423 to 1406 code for a protein of 327 amino acids. Gene Ontology annotation, cellular component: mitochondrion. Gene Ontology annotation, biological process: protein methylation. Gene Ontology annotation, molecular function: nucleic acid binding; protein methyltransferase activity. NCBI's taxonomy places the organism in Eukaryota, Metazoa, Chordata, Mammalia, Primates, Cebidae. The transcript is spliced from 9 exons. The record is from RefSeq and is a predicted model, not a curated record.